AUGUCUUACCUUUCAAGUGCAUGCGCCACACCUUCGUCUUACUCGUCUUGCGCCAUUUCGAGUCGCGCACGUGUUCUUCUUUAUGCGCCACAGGCUUUAUCAAAGUUGCAGCAGGUGAAAAUAAUGUCUCCUAAUAGAGAGAUACCAUUGGACAAAGAACAGCUUCAACAUCUGGUGGAUAGUUGGGAAACAAGGCCAACGCGCAGCCUGCCUACGUUGCACAAGCAGAGUCUUCCACCGCCACCACUUCCAAACUCUAACUAUCAUACCCGUAUCACAAGACACGCAAUGGAAUCUCGUUAUCUCAUCAAUCUUGUGAAUUUCAAGCCACAGUUUUUCAAGGCGCAAAGCAAUGUCUCUGUCUGGCACAAAGUACCUGUUAAGCGUCGUUCUGCUGUAAUGGUUUUGUUGUUUCUUGGUAAGGAAGGUGAGUUACGCGUGAUAUUGACCAAAAGGUCUAGAAAAUUGAAAAACUUCUCGGGGCAUAUAUCUCUACCUGGCGGUAAAGCUGACCAUGGGUUGGAGUCUGAAUUUCAAUGUGCAAGACGUGAAAUGGAGGAAGAGAUUGGGAUUUCCAGGCACAACUCUCUAUUGCGUAAUAAAUAUGGCUUUGUACUUGAUGAAUUGAAGACUUUACCGAGCUAUUUGGCUAGAACCUUCUUGGCUGUUACCCCCUGUAUUGGGUUUAUCAAUUGGAACGAAAACACCCAACAUCAUGAGAGGAUUUUGAGGGACUUGGUUCUAAAUCCUGGUGAAUCGGCCAGUAUAUUCAGCGUUCCUUUGAGAGACUUCCUACAGCCGCCUUCUGAGAUAUUCCAUCCAAAGGAAUGUUUGAAACAGUCCCAUAUCAAAACCAAAUGGGGUGGGUUACCCUGGAAUUUACGCUCAUUUGUUUUUCCUCAAUUGAAUCACAAUGAGGUUCCUUGGUUAGAAGAUGUAGAAGAUUUGUCAUCUGAAUCAGAGGAUGAAACACAUGAAGAUCAAGAAUUCGAUGUUAGGACGAGGAAUUGUUGGGGACUAACGGCUAAUAUACUCCAUGAUGUUGCUGAAAUCAUUUAUAAUGGUAAAAAAUCGGUUAUUGGUGAGGAGGAUUUAAUUUGGUCAUUACUUAAUCACGGACAGCUACAAUCUUCGGGAAGAACGGAAUUUGAAUUGAGAUUAAGCAACAAUACAAAGGGUUGUCUUUUCAGUGAGGUAUUGCCUGAUGAUGAGAUCAAGCGUCUCAAGGUAUUAUAUAAAAAUCCAUAA
Messenger RNA from Pichia kudriavzevii, 1248 nucleotides. RefSeq lists its product as uncharacterized. The record is from RefSeq and is a predicted model, not a curated record. Gene Ontology annotation, biological process: coenzyme A catabolic process. Bases 1 to 1248 code for a protein of 415 amino acids. The transcript has a single exon. Gene Ontology annotation, molecular function: acetyl-CoA hydrolase activity; coenzyme A diphosphatase activity. NCBI's taxonomy places the organism in Eukaryota, Fungi, Ascomycota, Pichiomycetes, Pichiales, Pichiaceae.